Molecule: messenger RNA, 3597 nt
Organism: Gadus chalcogrammus (walleye pollock)
Lineage: Eukaryota; Metazoa; Chordata; Actinopteri; Gadiformes; Gadidae
Gene: prdm15
Product: PR domain containing 15
Exons: 24
Coding region: 76-3597 (1173 amino acids)
Biological process (GO): regulation of transcription by RNA polymerase II; cell fate commitment
Cellular component (GO): cytoplasm; nucleus
Molecular function (GO): DNA-binding transcription factor activity; histone deacetylase binding; RNA polymerase II cis-regulatory region sequence-specific DNA binding
Source: RefSeq, a predicted model, not a curated record
GCGCCUUCUCUGGAGCGGAUUGGAACCUGGAGUCAGGAUUCAAUAAAUGAGUAGUCUUCACAAUAAAGGAUUGCCAUGAUGACUGACCAGGCACCGGAUGAGUUCAUCUGGUGUGAGGACUGUAGUCAGUACCAUGACUCUGAGUGUCCAGAGCUGGGCCCGUUGGUGACCGUGGAGGACUCAUUUGUCCUCAGUCGGGCCAGGUCUUCAUUGCCAAGCAGUCUGGAGAUCAGAGAGGUGUCCGUCGGCGUGGAGGGGGUGUUCGUACUGCGACAGCUGGUCAAGAGGACACGAUUUGGGCCGUUUGAGGCCAAGAGGGUGCCCCACUUGGAGAGAGAUGGGCCCUUUCCUCUGAAGAUCUUCCAGAGGGACGGGGCGGUGGUGUGUCUGGACUCGUCCAGCGAGGAGGACUGUAACUGGAUGAUGCUGGUGAGGCCGGCCGGUGACCAUGCCCACCAGAACCUGAGCGCCUACCAGCAGGACGAUGACGUGUACUUCAACACCUCCCAGGACGUGCUGCCGGGGACCGAGCUCCGGGUGUGGUACGGGGCCUUCUACGCCAAGAAGCUGGACAAGCCGACGCUCCGGCCCCCCAUGCUGCCGACACCAUCAGAUGUGAUCCCCUCAGCCAAGGCAGAAACACUAAUGGAUGCCGUAUCCCCCACGAUGGCCAGCGGUGAUGAAAACAUUAGCGCAGGCCAGCUGCUGAGUCCAUUCCACGACGGGAAGGCGGUGGACCAGCUCCUGCCCCGCGAGGACGCCCUCAUGGCGCUCAGCAGCACCGUGGAGGAAGAGGAGGAGGAGGAGGCGGCCCUGACCACCGCCACCACCACGGUGACCACGGCCACCCGCGUCCGCGUGGCCCCCAAGAGAGCCGGGGCCCGCGGGAGGAGGGGGAGGGGCCGCAGGGCCGGCGCCGUGUCCUCCUCUUCCUCCUCCUCCACCUCCUCCUCCUCCUCGUCCGCCGGCGCCCACAGCGGUAACCGAUACCACGUGAAGCCCCUGAUGGAGGCCGCGGCCCCCGAGGGCGUGGAGGCGGACCCGGAGAGCGGGGGCAGCCUGCCCACGGGCACGGGCGCGGGCAGCGCCCCCCUCCUCAAGAGACACAAGAGCCGGGAGCACAAGCGCGUGUACCGCUGCAGCCUCUGCAGCAAGGUGUUCCAGAACAGCAGCAACCUCAACAGACACAUCCGCUCCCACGGUGAUAAACUCUACAAGUGUGACGAGUGCGACAAGCUGUUCAGCCGCAAGGAGAGCCUGAAGCAGCACAUCUCCUACAAGCACAGCAAGAACAUGCCGGACGUAGACUACAAGUACAUCUGCAACAUGUGUGACAAGUCCUUCCGCCUGGAGAACGCCUUGAAGUUUCACAACUGCAGAACAGACGACAAAACGUUCCAGUGCGACAUCUGCUCGCGCUUCUUCUCCACCAACAGCAACCUGUCCAAGCACAAGAAGAAGCACGGCGAGAAGCUGUACUCCUGCCAGAUCUGCAACAAGAUGUUCUACCGCAAGGACGUCAUGCAGGAGCACCACCGGCGCCAUGGCAUGGGCCCCAAGCACAUGAAGAGAGAGGAGCUGGAGGUGAGCGGCGAGGAGGCCACCAAGUACAGGAAGGAGCCCUCGCCCUGUCCCGUCUGCGGCAAGGUGUUCUCCUGCCGCAGCAACAUGAACAAGCAUCUGUUGACCCACGGAGAUAAGAAGUACACCUGCGAGAUCUGCGGUCGCAAGUUCUUCCGCGUGGACGUCCUCAGAGACCACAUCCACGUUCACUUCAAGGACAUAGCAUUGAUGGACGAGCAGGAGAGACAGGGCUUCAUCAAGAAGAUUGGAAUCUCCGCUGACGACAGCGACGACUCGGACGAAGACGAAGACGACGAUGAGCCAGAGCACCACAAAUACAACUGCAAGAAGUGUCAACUGUCCUUCGCCAAGGGCCGGGACUACCUGAAGCACAUCAUGGAGCAGCAUAAGGAGCGCGGCUACGGCUGCGCCAUCUGCAACCGGCGCUUCGCCCUGAAGGCCACGUACAACGCCCACCUGGUCAUCCACCGCGAGCAGCUCCCCGACCCCGCCGUCCAGAAGUACAUUCACCCGUGUGAGAUUUGUGGCCGGAUAUUUAACAGCAUCGGAAACCUGGAGAGGCAUAAGAUCAUCCACACAGGGGUGAAGAGUCACGCCUGCAACCAGUGCAGCAAGUCGUUCGCCAGGAAGGACAUGCUGAAGGAACACCUCAGGGUCCACGAUGACAUCCGGGACUUCCUGUGUGCCGAGUGCGGAAAAGGCAUGAAGACGAAGCAUGCGCUGCGUCACCACAUGAAGCUCCACAAGGGCAUCAAGGAGUACGAGUGCAAGGAGUGCAACCGCAAGUUCGCCCAGAAGGUGAACAUGCUGAAGCACUACAAGAGACACACGGGUAUAAAGGACUUUAUGUGUGAGCUCUGUGGGAAGACGUUCAGCGAGAGGACCACCCUGGAGACGCACAAACUCAUCCACACAGUGGGCAAGACGUGGACCUGCGGCACGUGCGACAAGAAGUACCUGACGGAGUACAUGCUGCAGAAGCACGUGCACCUGACCCACGAGAGGGUGGAGGCCCAGUCCUGCCACCUGUGUGGCACCAAGGUGUCCACGCGCGCCUCCAUGAACCGCCACAUACGCCGCAAACACCCAGAGGUGGUUUUCGUAAGAAUUGACGAGUUUGACGAUCUUCAGGAACCUCCGACGAUUGACGAGUCUGCGAUCAGUAUUGUGCAGCCCACCCUGAGCCUGGACAAGGACGGCAUGCCCCAGGAGCGGCCGGGCGGAACGUCCCGCCAUGCCCGCAAGAAACAGAAGCGUGCCGCCGCCGAGCCGGAGCUCUCCUCGUCGGACGAGUAUGGCGACUUCCCCGAACAGCGGCAGCACGACGGGCCCAUCGCCGAGUUCACCUCCGCCCUGGGGGGAGACGAGCGGGAGACCAGCUCGGCGGUACAGAGCAUCCAGCAGGUGGUGGUCCUGGCCGACCCCAACGCCCCCGCCGUCUCCUCCUCCUCGCCGAGCAACUCCGUGGCGCUGACCAACAUCACGGUGACGCCCCUCAGCACCCACGCAGCCGGCGCCCAGUUCACCAGCCUGCAGCCCGUGGCCGUGGGCCACCUGACCUCGGCCGGCGGGGACCGGCCCCUCACCCUGGACAACUCCAUCCUCACCGUCACCUUCGACGCCGUCAGCGGCUCGGCGGUGCUCCACAACCGGCCCGGGGAGCUGGGCUCGGAGGUGGCGGUGGUGGGGGGCGGGGCCGGCGGAGGGAUCGGGGCGGGAGCCACGGGCGGCGCCGGCGCCGUCGCCCCACAGCCGGUGACGCACUUCAUCAACCUCACCACCUUCGUCAAUCCCAUGGGCCACCCGAUGGAGAACCCCAGCCUGGCGUGGAGGCCCAUGCCGGCGGUAGAGGCCACGGGGGGGAGUCAGGGGGACCCAGGGGGGGAGGCGGGGCACGGGGAGAGCCAAGAGGCAGCCGGGGGCCAAGACACGGAACAGGGCCAGGGCGGGGGAGUGGGCCAACCUUCGGACCAGCAGCAGAGCGGGUCGGGACAGCAGAUGUACAGCUACUGA